AAAACCUCGUUCGGAAAAUUAAGCCUACGACGGCCGUGUAUCGCUCCACUAUCGCUAAAUAAAUUUUAUUUUUGAUUUUGGCACAACAAAAACCGAAAUCUGAUUUUGACCAGAGUCAGUUCAAUUUGAAAUUUCGACCGGGACGUGUUAAAAAGGAAGGAAAAACUCCAUAGAGUGGAAAUUCCGGAUUCGUUCAGUAUUCAGAUUGUUUCAUUCAAUUAAUAUAAAGUAAUGGCUCCUCGCAACAAGGAUCAAGAACAAGAAGUUCUCAACUGGAUUUUCCAAGUUAUCGGCGAACCAGUUCCAUCUGGCCAAUAUGAGGAUAUUCUUCGUGAUGGUAUUGUUUUAUGCAAACUUGCCAAUAAAUUGGCCCCCGGAUCAGUGAAGAAAAUCCAGGAGCGUGGAACCAAUUUCCAACUGAUGGAAAAUAUCCAAAGAUUCCAAGCAGCUAUUAAGAAAUACGGUGUUCCUGAGGAAGAAAUUUUCCAAACCGCUGAUUUAUUCGAGCGUCGUAAUAUUGCCCAGGUCACAUUAUGCCUAUAUUCACUAGGUCGUAUUACACAGAAACAUCCAGAAUACACUGGACCUAGCCUAGGACCCAAAAUGGCCGAUGAAAACAAAAGGACAUUUUCCGAAGCUCAAUUGCGUGCUCAUGAGGGUGAACUCAACUUGCAGAUGGGCUUUAAUAAGGGUGCGUCGCAAUCCGGCCACGGUGGAUUCGGUAACACUCGUCACAUGUAAAUAAAACAAUUUGAAUGGAGUAAUGUUAAGUUUCCACUACCGGUAUCUUAUUUUGUAAAGUUUAUUUGAAAACAACACUUUUAUUUAAUUAAAGUAAUUAUUAAAUUAAAACACA
Molecule: messenger RNA, 856 nt
Organism: Hermetia illucens (black soldier fly)
Lineage: Eukaryota; Metazoa; Arthropoda; Insecta; Diptera; Stratiomyidae
Product: myophilin
Exons: 3
Coding region: 232-741 (169 amino acids)
Biological process (GO): actomyosin structure organization
Molecular function (GO): actin binding
Source: RefSeq, a predicted model, not a curated record